Molecule: messenger RNA, 2979 nt
Organism: Pyrus x bretschneideri (Chinese white pear)
Lineage: Eukaryota; Viridiplantae; Streptophyta; Magnoliopsida; Rosales; Rosaceae
Product: rhamnogalacturonate lyase B-like
Exons: 1
Coding region: 873-2924 (683 amino acids)
Biological process (GO): carbohydrate metabolic process
Molecular function (GO): carbohydrate binding; catalytic activity
Source: RefSeq, a predicted model, not a curated record
ACUCCUAAUAAGUUGCCUUGGACAAGAAAAAUUCUAGGCUCUCAAAAAAUAAAAAAGGGGUUGAUAUGAUAUAUGAGAAUCUAAGGGCUUGGCGUUCGGAAACGAGGAAUGACGUGCACUCGCUUUUAUGUGUUUCGAAGUGAAUAUGACUCAAACAUAUAGUCAUUGGGACCCUCUAUGGUAAAGUCUGAUGAUAUUCUUUAUGUUAAAAUGUCCGAAAUAAUCCCGAACACAAGUUAUGUGUAUUGCACUUGACCUAUUUUGAAUGAGAAAUUUACUGGUGUUAAGGCGAGAUGAUAAAUUAGUGAUUUUGAAAAGUUUGUACAACGAUUGUUUAAAAUUUUAAUUCAUAUAAGUUAAUACAACAUUUCAAAAAAUUUCCCCUUUGUUAUCUGCUCGAAUUUUUUCCAUUUCGAGUUAGGCUGGAACUUGCUAGCAGCAACCGAACCAACCCGAAGAUUUCAAACACAAAUUUUAUGCCAGAAAGCGAUCGGAACUCCGCCAAAAAUCAAACCCCUAACCGGAAGAACCAAAUGCAGAGAGAGCAAGUAGCAGCCAAAGCAGCAAAAGGGAAAUCCUAACUCAACCAGGAAAACUCAAACCAAAUCCUAAGUCGUCCAGGAAAACUUUUACGUAACAAACAGACAUAAAAGGGAAGGUAUUGUCGUAUCCUAAUUGGAAAAUCAAACCAAACUCUAUAUGCAGGAGUUCCGACAACACGAGGAGUCCCAACUACAUGAGGAUGAAUGUGUCCGACUAUAUAUAUCGAAUGUAAGAUUUGAUUUGUCAUCAGUUAAUCUCAAAACAGAACGAGUACGUUGAUUUGUUACUACGAACAAGUAUUCGAUUAUUGCAAACGAAGAUAGACUAACAUGCCUUCGAUGGAGAAGGUGACGCAAUGGAGGAGAUUGGUGAUCCUUGGAGUAGCACUAGCACUACUUGGUUUGCUCUUCUUCUUCCCUAUUAACAAUGCUGCUUCUGAGACGACGAGGAUUUCUGGAAGGCGAGCACUGAGGAGCGUUACUGGCGAUGAGCUCAACUUCAACCAGAUGCUAACAGAGCAAACUCAGAACACGGUGGAGCUGUACAAUGGCAUUGUCCGAGUCACUUUUUCAAAUCCCGGAGGAGACGUCAUUGGAAUUCAAUACAAGGGAAUUGACAACUUGCUUGACAUCAAAAACCCCCCAAGCAAUAGAGGUUACUGGGAUCUUGUAUGGAAAAAUGGCGAGGACAGACUACAAGCAACAACAUUUAAGAUUGUUACAUCGACGGCGGAUCAAAUAGAGAUUUCUUUUAAUAAGACUUAUGAUGUUUCCCUCAGAGAUUGGACGCUACCCUUAAAUGUUGACAAAAGGUACAUAAUGCAGCGUGGUCGCGCUGGGUUCUAUGCGUAUGCCAUAUACGAGCGUCUAGAAGGGUGGCCGGAAUUGCGCAUAGAUCAAACAAGACUUGCUUUGAAGCUUCGAGAAGAUAAAUUUCAGUUCAUGGCUAUAUCAGACGACAGACAAAGAUUCAUGCCAACAGCCGAAGAUCGCGAAGGAGACCACGCUCAGACCCUUGCCUAUCGUGAAGCUGUUCUUUUAACUAAUCCAAGCAAUCCCGAGUUUAAAGGAGAGGUGGAUGACAAGUACCAAUACUCCAGUGACGUCAAAGACAUUAAGGUUCACGGUUGGAUUAGCACUGACGAUGCUAUAGGGCUUUGGAUGAUCACACCUAGUACUGAGUUUCGUUCAGCGGGGCCAUUCAAGCAGGAACUUACCUCUCACGUCGGCCCAACUGCCCUCACUGUGUUUCUUAGUAGUCACUACGUCGGGAAAGAUGUUGGGUUGACCUUUGCAGACGGUGAGGCAUGGAAGAAGGUUUUCGGGCCCGUCUUUUUGUAUCUUAACUCAGACGUUCCAAGCUCGAAUGCGUCCUUCUCUCUGUGGGAAAAUGCAAAAGAACAGAUGUAUGAAGAAGUAAAGAGUUGGCCAUACAAUUUCACACAGUCCGAAGACUUUCCUAACUCCAAUGAACGCGGAUCAGUUUCUGGUCAGUUACUAAUACGGGAUUCGUACAUCAACGAGAGCCUAGUCUCAGCAAGUUAUGCUUACGUGGGACUGGCUCCGCGCGGAUACGCGGGAUCAUGGCAAACAGAAUGCAAGGGUUAUCAGUUCUGGACUCAAGCUGACAACCAAGGUUAUUUCUACGUGAAAGAUGUUCGACCGGGGAACUAUAGUUUGUAUGCAACUGUUCCAGGCUUCAUUGGGGACUACAAAUACGAGUACGAUAUUACAAUUGAAGCAGCAAGUGAAGUCAGUUUAGCUACUCUUACCUUUGAACCUCCGAGAAACGGUCCGACCUUGUGGGAAAUCGGCACGCCUGAUCGAUCAGCCGCAGAGUUCAACAUACCGGAUCCAUAUCCAACCCUUGUGAACCGUUUGUUCACUGAUAAUUACGCAAACAGGUUUAGGCAAUAUGGCUUGUGGGAACGAUACGGAGAUUAUUACCCUGACCGUGAUCUCAUCUACACCGUCGGCACUGACAAUUACGGUGAUGAUUGGUUUUACGCUCAUGUGACAAGGAACAGAAAUGGUACAUACGAGGCAACGACAUGGCAAAUUGUAUUUCAACUUGAGAACGUUUGGAACACCGGAAAUUAUACGCUCCAAUUGGCGUUGGCCUCGGCCAACUACGCAGAACUGCAGGUCCGAUUCAACAACCAGAAUGACGCAGCUCAUUUUUCGACGGGGCUAAUAGGGAAGGACAAUGCCAUAGCAAGGCAUGGAAUUCAUGGUUUGUACUGGCUCUUCAGUGUCGAUGUGCCGAGCUAUCGACUUCAAAAAGGAUACAACACCGUCUAUCUUACUCAAUCAAGAAACUGGGGACCUUUCGCAGGACUUAUGUACGACUACAUCCGACUAGAAGGACCUCCUCCAAACUGAUUGUAUUUUAUGUAUUUUCAAAGAGUUUUACAGUAAUUAAGAUUUACGAUUUUUU